AUGAGUUACUUAAAUCAGGAUAAUAAUUUGCAUCAACGAGAAAAUGGCAGCCGCACGCAGCUCUUCGAUACCAAAUUUGAUGAUAAAUCCAGCAGGCCAAGCUCCCCAUACGAUAAAGGCGGUAAUUUAGACUACUCGCAAUCGACGCUAUCAAAUCUGGAGAAUCAAAAUGAACGUCAUGUCAGCGCGAUGAGCGAGAGAAUAAACGCCCUUAAAUCUCUGUCGCUUAAAAUGGGUGACGAAAUAAGAGGCAGUAACGAUACUGUGGAAAAAUUAGGGGAGGUAUUUGAAGGUACCAGCAAUCGUCUAAAAGCUACUUACCGCGACAUGAUGAAGAUGGCAAAGAAGUCGGGAGUACCACUAAAAACAUGGCUAUUGAUAUUUUUCAUCGUAUUUUUAUUCUUUAUGUGGAUAUGGAUAUUUUGA
Molecule: messenger RNA, 426 nt
Organism: Lachancea lanzarotensis
Lineage: Eukaryota; Fungi; Ascomycota; Saccharomycetes; Saccharomycetales; Saccharomycetaceae
Gene: BET1
Product: LALA0S01e09780g1_1
Exons: 2
Coding region: 1-426 (141 amino acids)
Biological process (GO): endoplasmic reticulum to Golgi vesicle-mediated transport
Source: RefSeq, a predicted model, not a curated record